Molecule: messenger RNA, 144 nt
Organism: Soboliphyme baturini
Lineage: Eukaryota; Metazoa; Nematoda; Enoplea; Dioctophymatida; Soboliphymatidae
Source: the annotation of a GenBank genome assembly
GAAAUCAUCCUGUUCGCCGGACUUGCGAUUAUCGAAGUGAAUUUUGAGGUGAACGUCGAUCACGUGAAUUUCCUCAGCACCUGUUGCCGCAUUCGAUGGACUGCCGACCGGCACAUGCUCAUCCCUCUUUUUUUCCGUCGCUAG